This is a messenger RNA of Ipomoea triloba (trilobed morning glory), 487 nucleotides long. Its product is annotated as (-)-germacrene D synthase-like. Bases 7 to 354 code for a protein of 115 amino acids. The record is from RefSeq and is a predicted model, not a curated record. NCBI's taxonomy places the organism in Eukaryota, Viridiplantae, Streptophyta, Magnoliopsida, Solanales, Convolvulaceae. Gene Ontology annotation, molecular function: magnesium ion binding; terpene synthase activity. The transcript is spliced from 2 exons.
CCAUUAAUGGUUAGAGCCUCAGCAAUCAUUGCCAGAUUAAUGAAUGACAUUGCUGGACACGAGGUUGAGCAACAAAGAGGGGAUGUAGAUUCAACCGUGGAAUGCUAUAUGAAACAAUAUGGAAAGUCUGAAGAAGAGACCGUCAAAGAACUUCAAGAACAAAUCACCAACGCGUGGAAGGAUAUUAAACAAGAAUGUCUCGAACCUAAUUUUGUCCCAAUGCCUAUACUCAUCCAAAUUGCCAACUUGGCAAAAGUAAUUGAUUUGCUUUAUAAAUAUGGGGAUAUAUAUACGCAUUCCACAACCGAGCUCAAAGUCGUCAUUACCUCUCUAUUGAUUGAUCCGGUUGUGUGAUGUUGUUACUAAAUAAAUGUAAUCGUGUUGUUUUUGAUUUUUUUUAUGCUUUAUGUUUUGGUUUGUGUGAUAAAUAUAAGCUUUUUAUGCUCCAUUAUAUGGGACAUAAAUAGUUUAUUGUUUUGAAUAAGUG